AUGUCUGCAUGGGCGUAUUUAAAAAAAAACGUGGAUUAUGGCCGCGAAUUGCUGGCCUGUAAUCGUGAAGGAAUCUUCGGCAAGGGUAUCGACUCCCACCACGUUCUUCCCGCCGGCCUUUAUUUCUCCGAUAGCCGGCUAUUAAUUGCGUUCGUCAUUAAAAUGCAGCAGCACGGUGUUUGCACAGGUGAUGUGCGGUGGAGCGAGGGAGGGGGAAGAGGGGGCGACAGUGCAUCCACCGUCUGGCCCGCAAGGGCACGAUGCAGCGCCCUUGCGCCGCCCGCGGCGACCCGUGCCCCGCGCGACCUCUGUGUCCUGCGGAUGAGUUACCCCACUACAUUGUUACCAAGUAGGCCGCAAAACUUUCAUGUACUAGAAAAGGGCGUGCACCAAUUCGGGCCGGGGUCGCGCCACACGGCGGAGGUAAGGGGUCAGGCCGAGGAGGGGGGGGGGGGGCGCUAUUUCGGCGGCCUUCCUGAAGAACCUUCAGGCCGACGCGACGGUCUGUCUAGACGUCUGGUAGCUACCAUGUGUCGUAACACU
Molecule: messenger RNA, 543 nt
Organism: Iphiclides podalirius (scarce swallowtail)
Lineage: Eukaryota; Metazoa; Arthropoda; Insecta; Lepidoptera; Papilionidae
Source: the annotation of a GenBank genome assembly